CCACUCCCAUCAAUGGCUGCUUGAUUUUGUUUAAACAAAUCUGAACAAAUGAACUGAAGCCAAAUAAAGAGGAAGUUUUCCUGAGAGUGAAAACAGAAAGAAGAAAAUAAAGGAAGAGGAGAAGAAAAGCCAGCGAGAGAUGUUGAUUUCAGCAAAAGAGUGGAAAACAGCUCUGACUGCCGUCCUCAAUGAGCUGAACACUUCACAGUAUGACAAAAUGUUGGUACUUCUGCAAAUCCCCAAACAGAGGAAGACUGCUAAGUUCAGAGAAGAGAUGCCCCAAAAAAUCAUUGAGCACCACGGACUGGAAGCCUCUAUCCGGAAAAUCAAAGAUGCAAUGGAUCAGAUACCAAGGAGGGACGAAGCAGUCCAACACCUGCUGCUUCCCUUUGUUAAACAACUGAAAGACGAGCAGAAAACUAAGGGGAGGAAGAGGAAACAUGGUGAAACCGGUUCACAGGCAGCAGACAAAAAGCCUCAAGUUGGUCACCAGACAAGCUCCCAGCCUUUCAAGGCUGCAUUUGGUGGAUCAGUGAAGCCCCAAAAGAUGACGAUCGAUCGGCCGCUGGAAUCACCUGCAGCUGCUGGAACGUCCAAGGUUCAGGGGGCACCUGUCACUCGGAGAAUUGAAAUCAAAUCGGUCAAAUCCUUCAAUAAAACCAACGUUUGUGUGGUCGCGGAGGUGAAACAGGAGCAGACGUUAUUUAUCAAAACUCCACAGCUGGCACAGGCCCUUGGCUAUAAAAUGGAGGCUGGCGUUGAACACAGAAUUUUUCAGGCACUGCCAAUCACAGCAGAAGCAAGAAUACAAAGUGAUAAGAUUUUAGUAUUGAAAAAAUAAUGUGUAAACUUUUCCUGUGUGAAACAUUAAAGCUCAGUGUGUUUGUUUAA
Molecule: messenger RNA, 891 nt
Organism: Archocentrus centrarchus (flier cichlid)
Lineage: Eukaryota; Metazoa; Chordata; Actinopteri; Cichliformes; Cichlidae
Exons: 6
Coding region: 140-841 (233 amino acids)
Source: RefSeq, a predicted model, not a curated record